AUGAACAGCCAGGGGGACACCGAAAAUCGCGUCAUCCUCAACGUGGGCGGCAUCCGCCAUGAGACCUACAAGGCGACCCUCAAGAAGAUCCCCGCCACGCGGCUGUCCCGCCUGACGGAGGCGCUGGCCAACUACGACCCCGUCCUCGAUGAGUACUUCUUCGACCGGCACCCGGGCGUCUUUGGGCAGAUUCUCAACUACUACCGCACCGGAAAGCUGCACUACCCUACCGACGUCUGCGGGCCCCUUUUUGAGGAGGAACUGGAGUUCUGGGGCCUCGACUCAAACCAGGUAGAACCGUGCUGUUGGAAGACGUACACGCAGCACCGAGACACCCAGGAGACGCUGGCCGUCCUCGAUCGCCUCGACCUGGACACGGAGAAGCCGUCAGACGAGGAGAUUGCCCGCAAGUUUGGCAUGGAGGAUGACUACCUCAAUGGGACGCUCAGCUGGUGGCAGCGCCUCAAACCGAAGCUCUGGUCCCUCACCGACGAGCCGUACAGCAGCAAUGCGGCCAAGGUGGUCGGCCUCCUCUCCGUCUUCUUCAUCUGCGUCUCCAUCGUCAGCUUCUGCCUGAAGACGCACCCCAACAUGCGCGUGCCUGUGAUAUCGAACGUGACCGUGCUCACCAGCUGGAACAGCAGCGCCUGGGUCCUCGACAAGAACCAGACCAAUCCGCAUGAGGCCUUCUUCUACAUUGAGUGCGUCUGCAAUGCCUGGUUCACCAUUGAGAUUAUCACCAGGUUGACCUGUGCGCCCAAUAGGCUCAUUUUUAUUAAGGGCGCCGUCAACCUGAUCGACAUCACCGCGACGCUCUCCUUCUACAUUGACCUUCUGCUGCAGAGCUACUACUCGCACCUGGAGAACGCGGACAUUCUCGAGUUCUUCUCCAUCAUUCGCAUCAUGAGGCUGUUCAAGCUGACGCGCCACUCGGCCGGCCUCAAGAUUCUCAUUCAGACGUUCAAGGCGAGCGCCACCGAGCUGAUACUGCUCGUCUUCUUCCUCGUCCUCGGCAUCGUCAUCUUCGCCAGUCUGGUGUACUACGCCGAGAGGAUACAGUCCAAUCCGGAGAAUGACUUUAACUCGAUACCGCUCGGGCUGUGGUGGGCGCUGGUCACCAUGACCACCGUUGGCUAUGGCGACAUGGUCCCCAAAACGUACGCCGGCAUGUUUGUGGGCGCCCUCUGUGCACUGGCCGGUGUGCUCACCAUUGCACUGCCCGUUCCCGUCAUUGUGUCCAACUUUGCG
Molecule: messenger RNA, 1248 nt
Organism: Rhagoletis zephyria (snowberry fruit fly)
Lineage: Eukaryota; Metazoa; Arthropoda; Insecta; Diptera; Tephritidae
Source: RefSeq, a predicted model, not a curated record